AUGUCUUAGCUUGCUUCAAUUGGUAUAGACUUUGGAAGUCAAAGAUCAGUUAUUGCUGCUGCUCUUAGAGGUGGUGUAAAGAUUUUAGACAACGAAGGAGCUCAUAGAGAAACAUAAAAUGUUAUAGGAUUUACUGCUGAAGAACGAUUUAUAGGUGAAUAAGGUGCACUACAAUAGAAGUCUAAUUUCAAAAAUUCUAUUGGAUUCUUUAAUAGAUUUCUAGGAAUUCAAGGAAAACAAGCUUUUAGAGCUGAGGAAUAGAAAUGGUUGACAGUUCCUACUUCAAUCCAUGAAUCUGGAAAAACAUUAUUUGAAGUCACUUACCUUGGAUAAAAGGCUAACUUCACUCCUGAAUAGGUAACAGGCACAAUGCUAAAUAAAUUGAAGAAUAUUAUCUAACUAAACGACAUCAAUAUUUAAUCAAGUAAUGUAUGUAUAAGUGUUCCUGCAUAUUAUACAGAAUCUGAAAGAAAAGCACUUAUUGAUGCUUGUAAAAUAGCAGAUAUUCCAUUAGAGAGAUUGUUAAAUGAAACAACUGCUAUAGCAAUAAAUUAUGGGUUGUUUAGAAAAACAGAUUUAGAUCCAGAGAAACCUAGAAAUGUAGCAUUUGUUGAUUUAGGUCAUUCUAAAUUUUCAGCAUUUGUGGGAUCAUUCUAUAAAGAAAAAGCUUAAGUUUUGGCUUAGGUUUGCGAAAGAAAUUUAGGUGCAAGAGAUAUUGAUUGGGCAUUAUUUGAGAAAUUUGCAACUCAAUUUGAAAAAUAAACAAAUGGAUUAAGUGUUAGAAAAAAUGCUAAAGGAAGAUUACGUUUAUUAGAAGCAAUAGAGAAAGCUAGAAAAGUUUUGUCUGCUAAUUCAGAAGCUUAAAUUCAUGUUGAAUAUUUAGUUGAAGAUGAAGAUUUCAAUACUCUAAUAAAAAGAGAUGAAUUUGAAUAAUUAGCUUAACCUGUUUUAUUAUAGAUAUAAACAUAGCUUGAAUUAUUGUAUAAUUAAGUUCAAAACUUAAAAUUAUAAUUACAUUCAGUUGAAAUUGUAGGAGGUGCAACUAGAAUACCAGCUGUAUAAAGAUUAAUUGAGAAGAUAUUCAAAAUAGAAUAAGUAUCAAGAACAUUAAAUGCAAGUGAAUCAAUUUCAAGAGGAUGUGCAAUGAUGGCUGCAAUGAGAAGCCCUAAUUUUAGAGUUACUGAAUAUAAAAUUGAAGAUUGUAAUUAUUAUCCAAUAAGAGUUGGUUGGCUUUAUGAUCAAAAUUUAAAUAAAUUAGAUUAAAGUAAAGGAUUAGUGAAAUGUUUUCCUGAAAAAUAAUGUAAAAUAUUGUUUGAAUAAAAUAAUCCAAUUCCUUGUAUCAAGAGUUUUGCCUUAAUGAAAACUUAACCAAUUUAAAUAACUCUUUUUUAUGAUCCAGUACCCCAAGGAUUUGAUCCAAUUAUAUGUAAAUCUAAAUAAUUAAUAUUUUCUAGAAUAAAUACAGAUUCCUCCUUUAGUUGCUAAACAUAAAGAACAUUCAACUAAAAUUAAAAUUUUACUUAAUUAAAAUGGUCUCUUAAAUUUAGAAGAAGUGGUAUUCCUAGAAGAAUUUAUGGAAGAUGUAAAAGUACCUGUAAAUAUUCAAAUUUUAAACUUAGGUUGAAAAAUAAAAGACAACUAUACCUUAAAAGUAAGACGAAGGGUAAUAGCAACAAUAAGAUACAUAAAUAAAAGAGGAACCUAAAGUAGAAGAAACUUAAUAUGAAAUUAAAUAAAAAAAGAAAACAAUACAAAAUUAAGUCAACUGUGAGGUUUCUUCUUUCUAUUCUUUAACAAAGAAAGAGAUUGAUUAUUAUUUCUAAUAAGAAUGUGAAAUGCUUAAUACUGAUAAUCAAGUUCAUGAAACUUAAUUCAAAAAAAAUUAAUUAGAAUCGUAUAUUUAUGCUUGGAGAGAAAAUUUGAAUGGAAAAUAUGCAGAAAAUGCUACACCAGAAUUAAAAGAUAAAAUUUUUAAAGAAUUAGACCUUCAAUAUGAAUGGUUAUAUGGUGAAGGCUAAAAAAAUACAAAGAGAUAAUAUUCAGAUAGAUAUGAUAAACUUGUUUAAUUAUGUGGUCCAAUAGCCACAAUAGCAGAUGAAUACAGAUAAAUACCUGAAGUCAUUUAAUAAGUUUUACAAUAUUGUUUAAUUUAUGAAAACUUUGUAAAUUCAUAAGUAUGUAAUUAAUAAAUAUUAAAGGAUUUAUAAUAUGCUCAUAUUUAGUAAGAAGAAAAAAUUCUUGUGGCUAAUGAAUUAAAAACUUUCAAAUAAUGGUGCAAUAAUACAUUAGAUUUAUUUAGCAAAGCUGAUAAAACAGUUAAAUUUGCAAUUUCAGUUUAAUAGAUUAAUGCUAAAUAUGCAGAAUUAUAACAUGUAAGUGAUUUAUAAUAUCAAAUAGAAAUGUCAACCAAUUGUAACUAAACCUAAACCAGAACCCAUAAAGGAAGAAAAGAUUAUCAAUGACACUAAAUAAUAAUAAUAAAAUAAUGAUAAUAAGAUGGAAACUGAAUGA
This is a messenger RNA of Paramecium pentaurelia, 2511 nucleotides long. Lineage: Eukaryota; Ciliophora; Oligohymenophorea; Peniculida; Parameciidae. The record is from the annotation of a GenBank genome assembly.